This is a messenger RNA of Phytomonas sp. Hart1, 1028 nucleotides long. Lineage: Eukaryota; Euglenozoa; Kinetoplastea; Trypanosomatida; Trypanosomatidae. The record is from the annotation of a GenBank genome assembly.
UUACUAGGACUAGCAUUUGCACGUUUUUUUGUUUUCCAAGUCCAGGUAUGUCCCAAGAACGUCAGGCAUUGCAAAAGGUAAAUUUAGAGGAAAUUAAUGAAACCACAGGUUUUUAUGUUGCUGAAGAAUACGUCUGGAAGGCUUUUGAAAAGGGCUUCCUAACAGCUGGGGAGGAUGCAGAUGGUGAUGUCAAUAGUUGGGUCGAACGUUUUUGUUCGGAGGCUGAAGAACAUGGCACUGUUUUCGACCAGAACUUUGUAAAGUCUAUUUGUACUCUUGGUAUCUAUGCAGGUCUUCGAGACGAAUUCCACCAACGCUCUGGCUGUGGCAAGUCAAUUUAUCCAAAUCGUGAUGAGUAUGAAGGUGAAUUUUUUCAGGGGAAAAAAAACGGCUCUGGACAUUACAUCUUUCUCAGCAAGGGAAAGAACGAGAUUGACAAAAUCGUUGAGGCUGAGAUUAAAGCAAUAUAUAAUGGUGAUCUUAAAAAAACAGAUGAAACUGCUAUUAGGUCAAUUGCUGAAAAGUAUCAGAUUGGGAUCCAUAUCGUUGCUGGUGUGAUUGAAUAUGGUUUUUUCCCAUGUUACCAUGGAGACUAUGCGGCUGGCAAGCGUAGUGGAUGUGGCAUAAUGAAGAACAAGGAUGCCACCAUUUAUAAGGGUGAGUUUUUAGAAAAUAAGCGCGAGGGCCAGGGCGUAUUUUAUUAUCUUAAUGGCGAUAUUUACUCAGGAAACUGGAAGGGUGGCCUAAAGCACGGCUACGGGACAUAUCAUUUUGUUGGUGGCGGUGAAUACCGAGGAGAGUGGGUGAACGGUGUAUUUACUCAAGGGCAAUGGAUUCUUCAAGAUGGAACAUACUAUGAAGGUAAAUUUGACAAGCUAAACAGACCAUUGGAUACCAACGCAUCAAUGCACUACCCUCGUAUAAAGUUGACACAAUUUGGUACAUUUAAGCGCGGUUUGUGGGCACCCACCAGCCAAUUGCAGGUGUGUGAUGAAGUUCCCAUAGACGGUAUCGCGUGGGUUGAUUAA